AAAUUCCCCCAGACAGAUAGAUUCUCACCGGGUUUCACCAUUUGCAUCAAUCAAGUCGCAUUGUGCAGCACUUGGCGAGGUUCGAGGCCCGCAGCCAAGCUCUAUUGGAGCUCAGUUAUUGGCCUAAAGGUGGAUACUACGGCGCGGUAA
Molecule: messenger RNA, 150 nt
Organism: Pyricularia grisea
Lineage: Eukaryota; Fungi; Ascomycota; Sordariomycetes; Magnaporthales; Pyriculariaceae
Exons: 1
Source: RefSeq, a predicted model, not a curated record